Emiliania huxleyi CCMP1516 is the source of this 486-nucleotide messenger RNA. RefSeq lists its product as hypothetical. The record is from RefSeq and is a predicted model, not a curated record. Lineage: Eukaryota; Haptophyta; Isochrysidales; Noelaerhabdaceae. The coding region runs from base 1 to 486 and encodes 161 amino acids. Gene Ontology annotation, biological process: regulation of DNA-templated transcription. The transcript has 6 exons.
AUGUCGACGGCGAGUGCUGCGGCAGCCGCGACCGCCGCGCCGCCGGCUCCUCUCCCUGUGCCUCCUCCUCCCGCGGGCUCCGCCUCCGCCGAGGUGCCGGUGCAGCAGGCGUCGCGGCCGAUUGUGGUCGGCUCGUGCGCCUACUGGCGCGGCAAGGAGGCCGAGGAGUCAAAGUCGCAUGAGUGGACAGUCUAUGUCCGCGCCGCCUCACCAGACGAGGACCCAGGGCUCUUCAUCAAGCGGGUGGUUUUCCAGCUCCACCCCACGAUCACGCCCUCCACGCGAACAGUCGAGGCGCCGCCGUUUGAGGUGACGGAGCAGGGGUGGGGCGAGUUCGAGGUCUACUACCACGGCGGCGAGCGCGCCGUCGACUUCUCUCACCUCCUCAAGCUCUACCCGGAGGCAGAGGAGCUGCGCGCCGCCUCGAGGCGGAGGAUCGAGAUGGAGGAGGAGAUCCGGCAGCUGCGCGCCGAGCCCGCCGACUGA